GCCCGGAUGUUGUUGCAGCUAGCUCUUUUAGCCUCUGCGACGCCGCUUCGAUCUGCCGCAGCGGAGACUUUCGAAGAUUUCGACUCCACUGGCUCAUUUAAACUGGUUUUAAUGUCGGUAACUUAACAUUGGUGGUUUAUCAUGAGAGAAGUUGUCUGAAAGGGUCGUUAUUUUUAGGACUAAUCGAAUAUUUUUCAACCGGACUGGAUCGGGUUAACAAUACGACAAGCUAAAGGCUGAAUCAGUUCGCGUAGGGACCGGACGCCGUUUUUUAUUACAGCUGAAAUGGAAGAUAAAUCUUUUACUAAAGAAUUAGACCAAUGGAUCGAACAGCUCAACGAGUGCAAGCAGCUAACGGAAAACCAAGUGAGGACCCUCUGUGAGAAGGCAAAGGAGAUUCUGACUAAGGAGUCCAACGUUCAAGAGGUGAGAUGCCCGGUGACGGUGUGUGGGGAUGUCCACGGUCAGUUCCACGACCUGAUGGAGCUGUUUAAGAUUGGUGGGAAGUCCCCCGACACCAACUACCUGUUCAUGGGAGACUAUGUGGACAGAGGCUACUACUCUGUGGAGACGGUCACUCUGCUGGUCACGUUAAAGGUUCGUUUCCCGGAGCGAAUCACCAUCCUGCGAGGAAACCACGAGUCUCGACAGAUCACCCAGGUGUACGGAUUCUACGAUGAGUGCCUGAGGAAAUACGGCAACGCCAACGUGUGGAAGUACUUCACAGACCUGUUUGACUACCUGCCACUCACCGCGCUGGUGGAUGGACAGAUCUUCUGUCUCCACGGAGGCUUGUCUCCUUCCAUAGACACUCUGGAUCACAUACGAGCUCUAGAUCGCUUGCAAGAAGUCCCACACGAGGGUCCCAUGUGUGACCUGCUGUGGUCCGACCCAGAUGAUCGCGGUGGGUGGGGCAUCUCCCCCCGAGGUGCCGGCUACACCUUCGGACAGGACAUCUCUGAAACCUUCAACCACGCCAACGGCCUCACGCUGGUGUCCCGCGCCCAUCAGCUGGUCAUGGAGGGCUACAACUGGGGUCAUGACAAGAAUGUGGUGACCAUCUUUAGUGCUCCGAACUACUGCUAUCGCUGUGGAAACCAGGCGGCCAUCAUGGAACUGGACGACACUCUGAAAUACUCUUUCUUGCAGUUUGACCCCGCCCCCCGCCGCGGAGAGCCUCAUGUGACCAGACGCACUCCCGACUACUUCCUGUGAACGUCCAUCCCCUUUCCUCUGUCAUCCACUAAGCUCCACCCCUCCUCCACCAUCACACCCACCUUCUCAUUUUGGAUGGAAAGAAGCUAUUACUAUUGGUGAUGUUUCUGUACCAGGGCGACGAGCGAUUGGCUGAAUUUAAGAUUUUAUCAAAGAGCAAAGUCUUCUCUACGGUCGUGUUGUCGAUAUGCUGUCAUUAAUCUGUGCUUCUGAGGAAAAACAACACGUAACUACGAUCUAGUUCACUUUUAUUUUUAUUUUUGUUUCUUACAUGUCACAAAUGAGAUAAUAAAACUACGACGUGGACCAAAUGUGCCAUAUUCUGAUCCUUAAACCUUCAAGGGUUUCUUUUCAAGUUUCUUUAGUUUUAUUUUUUUUAAGACUCUAUAACCCAAACAGUCACCACAAAACACUUCUGAUGGCAAAUGUGCUUCUUUGUUGCAAGAGUUUUUGAAAAUAAAUUUCAAGAAUAAGGAAAAAAGUUGCUUCUAGUAGUUCAGCUGUCAGUUUUAGGUGUCCAGGCUGCAGCCGGGGGGUCAUCUCCGCAAGUAUGUUACUGUAAUUUGAACUAAGACAACAGACGUAUGAAAUAAAAUGUCCUAUUGACGAA
Molecule: messenger RNA, 1825 nt
Organism: Nothobranchius furzeri (turquoise killifish)
Lineage: Eukaryota; Metazoa; Chordata; Actinopteri; Cyprinodontiformes; Nothobranchiidae
Product: serine/threonine-protein phosphatase 2A catalytic subunit beta isoform
Biological process (GO): mitotic cell cycle
Cellular component (GO): cytosol
Molecular function (GO): protein serine/threonine phosphatase activity
Source: RefSeq, a predicted model, not a curated record